Seriola dumerili (greater amberjack) is the source of this 291-nucleotide messenger RNA. RefSeq names its product gonadotropin releasing hormone 1 (gene gnrh1). The coding region runs from base 7 to 291 and encodes 94 amino acids. The transcript is spliced from 3 exons. NCBI's taxonomy places the organism in Eukaryota, Metazoa, Chordata, Actinopteri, Carangiformes, Carangidae. Gene Ontology annotation, molecular function: hormone activity. Gene Ontology annotation, cellular component: extracellular region. The record is from RefSeq and is a predicted model, not a curated record. Gene Ontology annotation, biological process: multicellular organism development.
CUCAGAAUGGGUAUGAAAACCUUGUCACUGUGGCUGCUGCUUGUAGGGAUGUUACUGCCACAGCACCGCUGUCAGCACUGGUCAUAUGGACUGAGCCCAGGAGGGAAGAGGGAACUGGACAGUCUUUCAGACACACUGGCCAAUAUAGUUGAAGGGGCUCCACAUGUGGAGACACCCUGUCGCAUGUUGGGUUGUGCAGAGGAAUCACCUUUUGCCAGAAUUUACAGAAUGAAAGGAUUCCUUGGCAGUGCCACUGACAGGGAAAAUGGACACGGAACAUAUAAAAAAUAA